Dendrobium catenatum is the source of this 631-nucleotide messenger RNA. RefSeq lists its product as uncharacterized. Bases 160 to 381 code for a protein of 73 amino acids. NCBI's taxonomy places the organism in Eukaryota, Viridiplantae, Streptophyta, Magnoliopsida, Asparagales, Orchidaceae. The transcript is spliced from 3 exons. The record is from RefSeq and is a predicted model, not a curated record.
AAGGGGUUGACCAAAAAAGCAUGUUCCUGGCUUUAUCGUUGAAGGAUUUUCUCUCCUCUUUCCACGCAUUUCGAAAUUUCUGCUUUAUUUUUUGCCUCCACAGCUCUGUCUCUCUGUCUUUCUCGUGUUCAGAUCGAAGAAGAGAAACCAAGUGAAAAUAUGAACUGGAUCAGUCGCAAGAUCCAUCUCUACAACGUCACCAUGGGUCUGUACAUGCUUGAUUGGUGGGAACGCUACCUCUUUAAUAUUCUGAUUCUCGUUUUACUCUGGUUCAUAUUUUACAACGGAUCCCGAUCCGCGACGGAGUUCUAUAACCGCCAUAUUAUUCCAAAGCUCCUGGACAAUGGAAGCUCUACAUAUGGAGGAAAUAUAGCUUCAUAAAUGUCAAGAAGAUUGCAAAGAAGUGACACAUGAACUCCAUCCAUAAAGCUGGGGAUUGUAGCUGUACUGCCAUUGAUCUUGAUAAUACUUACUUGAAUAGCAUGAUUUUAUUUUUCUAAUUUUCCUAGUUAGAAUUUCGUUGCUGCUGUCUAUAAAUUUGAUAUUUUGGUGGUUUUGACAUUUUAGCCUUUUGUAGCUUCAGAUGUUUUGAAUUGAUUGCUGGAAUAAAGGACACACCUUCAUCCUUGAA